Molecule: messenger RNA, 1948 nt
Organism: Erigeron canadensis
Lineage: Eukaryota; Viridiplantae; Streptophyta; Magnoliopsida; Asterales; Asteraceae
Product: peptide-N4-(N-acetyl-beta-glucosaminyl)asparagine amidase A-like
Exons: 2
Coding region: 81-1835 (584 amino acids)
Cellular component (GO): vacuole
Source: RefSeq, a predicted model, not a curated record
UCUAUAAACACCCAUAAUUCCAUUUCUUACUGAAUACCAUAGAGUGUUAUUACACAUGCAAAAUUCUAACAAUAACAACCAUGAACAACGUCAUCACGCUCCUCUUCUUCCUACUCCCUCUUUUCUUCCCCAUCCCAAUUCAAUCUUUUCCCAAUCUCUCAUUAUCUUCACAAAAUCAUUUCAUCAAUCGAAUCACACGAAACACGACCUCGAAUCACGACACCGAGUACUUUGAAGUCACACAACCACUCCCAACCGACGACCUUACUCCAACUUGCUCAAUCAAUGUCCUCAAUCACACCUUUGAAAACAACUCCAACUCCACUUCCAACAUUACAUCUCGAUUGGUCAACGUUCCGUACAGUCCACCACCCGCCACGUGUCAAUGGUCCCACGUGGUCCUUGAUUUCCAUGCUCAAUGUCAAGGUGAAAAACAACAACAUGAUGAUAUCGCCGGUUUAUGGAUUAAUGGAGUUGAGCUUUUGCGUACGAGUAUCUCUCAACCAAAUGAAUACGGGUCGGUUGUCUUUUGGAAUAUUCGCAAAGAUGUUACUCGUUAUUCUUCAGUUCUUGCUCAAAAUAAUCUCACAUUUUCUCUAAUGAUUGAAAACCUACUUAACGAAGAAUUCGUUGAUGUUUACUUCGUUAAUGUGUCUUUACUCUUUUACAACGGCAAUGUCAUUAAAGGAGAAUCAUUAUAUCCUUAUGAAACACCAGCCGAUUUGAUUGUACCGGUAUCUGGAGGUCUAGACGAGUCGGGUUUUUGGUUGAAAAUACAUAACGAAUCAGAUGUGCAAACAAGAAAUGUAGAAAUUUCUCAAAAGAGUUACAAAGCGGUACUUGAAGUAUAUGUUUCGUUUCAUGGAGAUGACGAGUUUUGGUAUAUGAAUCCGCCUGAUUCGUAUAUAACAGCCAACAAUUUAAACAGGAGCAAAGGGAAUGGAGCAUAUCGCGAAGUUUUGGUUACUGUUGAUGGAAAUAAAUUGGUGGGUACCGUGAUUCCUUUUCCGGUGAUAUACACCAAAGGAAUCAAUCCGUUGUUAUGGAAACCGGUGGUGUCAUUCGGAGCUUUCGAUCUUCCUUCAUAUGAUAUUAACUUCACUCCAUUUUUAGGCCUUCUUUUAGAUAACAAAAAUCAUUCUAUCGGGUUUGAAAUCGCGGGUGGGGUUUCAUUUUGGCUAGUGGAUGCAAAUUUGCAUCUUUGGUUGGAUCAAUCAAAUGUGAUCGCGAUCGUGGAGUACGAACCGCCGGCUAUGGAAAUCGAACACGAAUAUGAGUUUGAAGGGCUAAAAGGGGAGUUCGAGAUUGAAGUAGAAAGAAAGACCACGGCUAUUGGUUGGAUACAGUCGAGUUUAGGUUUUUUAAAGACGAAAAUAACUGAGAAAAAUACUUUCAAAAACAAACUCAAGUAUUUGGAUCAAGGAACUCGUGUAACGCUUGAACAAGAGAUCAAAGUCAAAACUAAAGUAAAGAUCACAACCGAUUCGGGUCAUUCAAUUGGAGAACUUGAAAUCGAAAAAGUUUAUCCUUUGAAACUCAAUAUUGUGAAUCAGCCUGGAUUUGGUAAAGGUUGUGGUUAUUUGAUGAGCACGUCGAAUGUGGUUCAAGGGCGGACCGACAGAUUUACAAGCGAAAAAAUAUCUAGAGUUUUGAAGCGUAAUUUAAAUUGUACUAGUUCGAUGGUGGUGAAGGAUAAUGGUCUCGUCGUUUCGGGCUCGAUGGAAAACCAUCAGAAUUAUGACUAUAAGGAUGAAUUUGGUUGUUACUCUCGAAGGGUUGAGAUGGUGGGAGGUGAUGUUAUUGCAGAUCAAACGAGCUCCAAUUGUGUUGAUUAGUUAAAUAUGUGUGUUUUAAAUUUAUGUGUCUUGAAUAAAUCUUAGAUUGUGUAAUCUUAAUCUAAGACAGAAUUAAGUUAAUUAUCGUGUAGUUUUCUUUUUGAUUAAAUAUU